AUGCCUCCCAUGCCCCGCCUCAUCCUGGUUCGCCACGGCGAGACUGAAUGGUCCCUCAAUGGCCGUCACACAGGUCGCACUGAUAUCCCGCUGACGGCCCGCGGCGAAGAGCAGAUCAAGCUCAAGGCUCAGGACCUUGUCGGAGCAGGCAAACUCAUUGACACUGCUAACCUUGAGGUCGUACUUUGCUCGCCUCGCCAGCGCGCACACAAGACCUUCCACUUGCUCACUGAGCAUCUUUCGGAGACACCUGCGCAUAUAUUCCUUGAGGAUGUGGCUGAGUGGGACUAUGGCGAUUACGAAGGCCUUCUCUCGCACGAGAUCAAAGCGAAAGCGCCACAGGGUAACAAGUGGAACAUCUGGGUCGACGGCUGUCCCGGCGGUGAAAGCGCCCAGGACAUGACCCUUCGCGUCGACCACGUCAUAUCUAUGGUGCGCGAGCGCCACACGCAGUGGAAGCUGCACGGCAAGUGCUCGCGCGACGUCGUCAUCGUCGCGCACGGCCAUUUCAACCGUUGCAUGAUCGCGCGUUGGCUUGGGCUGCCGCUCAUUGAAGGCACCAAGUUCAACUACGCACCUGGUGCCAUCGCUGUGCUUGGUUAUAACCAUGACAAUCUGGCCGAGCCGGCGCUCACGGCUCUGAACCUCAACGCGGAACUUUAG
Messenger RNA from Peniophora sp. CBMAI 1063, 663 nucleotides. Lineage: Eukaryota; Fungi; Basidiomycota; Agaricomycetes; Russulales; Peniophoraceae. The record is from the annotation of a GenBank genome assembly.